UCCAUCCAGACGCAGCGCGCAGCCCAUCAAACUGAUCUGAAGAUCGAAAAUAGGAGGGCUUAUAGUAAUCAGCCCUUCAGACUCUCAUGACAAGGAAAAGUGUGGCAACGUUGUGGGAGCGCUCGGCACACACAGCAGGACUGGCGCUGCGCGCUCAGCGCAUAACCAACCAGAUAGCGCGCAGAGAGAAAGAGAGAGACGAGGACGGUAGCAGCAUCCCGUGACGGAUGCAUUUUUUUUUUAGCUAAAAUUGAGCCUUGUGGAGACUGACAACAGCAAUAGACAGAAAGAAGCCGGACGGGAAAUAAAACCCUUUCUUUUUGGAGGGAUUUGAACACAGUGCCGUUGCGCUCUCGUCUCCUCCGGAUGCUCAGAAAUGGGGGAAUGGACUAUACUAGAGAGGCUCCUGGAGGCUGCUGUCCAGCAGCACUCUACUAUGAUUGGAAGGAUCCUACUAACAGUGGUGGUCAUCUUCCGGAUUCUAAUCGUAGCGAUAGUUGGAGAGACUGUCUAUGAUGACGAGCAGACCAUGUUUGUUUGUAACACCUUGCAACCGGGUUGCAACCAGGCAUGCUACGACAAGGCAUUCCCCAUUUCACACAUUAGAUAUUGGGUUUUUCAAAUCAUCAUGGUGUGCACUCCGAGCCUUUGUUUUAUCACAUACUCGGUGCAUCAGUCGGCCAAGCAGAAGGAGCGGCGCUACUCAACAGUCUAUCUGACACUAGAUAAGGAUCAAGAUUCGCUGAAACGAGACGAGAGCAAAAAGAUAAAGAACACCAUUGUUAAUGGAGUACUUCAGAACACAGAGAACUCCACCAAAGAAGCCGAGCCAGACUGUUUAGAAGUCAAAGAGAUCCCCAAUUCGGCCAUGAGAACUACAAAGUCCAAAAUGAGGAGGCAAGAGGGCAUCUCCAGGUUUUACAUCAUCCAGGUGGUUUUCAGAAACGCGCUGGAAAUAGGCUUUUUGGUGGGUCAGUAUUUCUUGUAUGGAUUCAACGUCCCCUCGGUGUAUGAAUGUGAUCGCUACCCCUGCAUAAAAGAUGUCGAGUGCUACGUCUCCAGACCCACGGAGAAGACGGUGUUCCUGGUCUUCAUGUUCGCUGUCAGUGGGUUUUGUGUGGUGUUGAACCUGGCAGAACUCAAUCACUUGGGCUGGCGGAAAAUCAAAACGGCCGUGCGAGGCGUGCAGGCUCGGCGAAAGUCCAUUUAUGAAAUCAGAAAUAAGGACUUGCCAAGGAUGAGUGUGCCUAAUUUUGGCCGCACUCAAUCCAGUGACUCAGCUUAUGUGUAACACACGUGGAAAAAAACAUGUAAAAAACAAAAAACAAAAACCAUGAUGGACAUGAUGGACAGCUGUGCACGCCGAAUUCGUGUCAUGACUUAAAGAGUGGGCAAUUUUUUUUUAAUUUGUUGGUCUUUGACAGACUUCAUGGCAAGCGUGGAUUACACGUUUGUUUACUUAUUUAUUCUUGCACUGAUGCAACUUUUUAGUAACGUUUAUACUCUGUAGGAUGGUAAACGGAGACCAUGUUAACGUGUUCACAUAUUUACUCUGGGGCUGUUCUGCUGUACUUGAAGAGAGUAAAUGCAAAAAUAAUUGCACUAAGAGGUGAACACUUGAGAGCCUGACCUUAUCCAAAUGUGCUACUGACCUGACGGUGUUUUUAAGACAUUUUCUUUCCACCUGUUUUGUUUUUGGCACCAACCUAAUUAAAUGGCACCAUACAAAGGAAAAAAAAAUCAACCACCCAGAUUUAUAUAUAAAUAUAGAUAUAUAAAUCCUUACUGACUAUGGUUCAGCGUAGAUAAAACACAUCAGCUUACUUCAUGUUUUUUUGUUGCCUGUGUUGCACCACUGACCUUAACACAUGUAUCCAUUCCACUGCUUAAUAGCUAACUUGCAAAACAGUAUCUGGUGAAUUUGCUGCAAAACGCUAACGUCUGUGAUUUCCUUAAUUUAUGACACACCAAAGCGCCCACUGCUUUUAUUUGUGAAGUGUUUUCUUGCUUUUGUGUAAUCAAGUGCCAUACUUGUAUAUAGACAUAAUAUAUAUAUAUAUAGAUAUGUAUACAUAUGAAUAUAUAAAUAUAUAAUAAUCAUCAUGAAAGCCGAUUCCCUGCUUGGAUUAUGCUAAAUACCGCCUAAUUUCUUAUUUGCUUUAAAUGUAUUUGUUGUGAUUUAAACGAAAAAG
Messenger RNA from Pundamilia nyererei, 2192 nucleotides. It is a transcript of the gene gjd2b, whose product is annotated as gap junction protein delta 2b. NCBI's taxonomy places the organism in Eukaryota, Metazoa, Chordata, Actinopteri, Cichliformes, Cichlidae. Gene Ontology annotation, biological process: cell-cell signaling. The transcript has 2 exons. Gene Ontology annotation, molecular function: gap junction channel activity. Bases 377 to 1291 code for a protein of 304 amino acids. Gene Ontology annotation, cellular component: connexin complex. The record is from RefSeq and is a predicted model, not a curated record.